AUGUCUUCCAACGACCGUGUGGCAGACCCUGUUGCUGGCCUGGCCGCAGUGGACGAUGAUAAGAAAGAUGCGUUUAAUACCGAUAAGGCCGAAGCCAUCGAGCUGGCCGAAAAAGGUAGCGUCAAGAAUCUAGGUGUCAAUGCGACACCUACAUCUGCUCGUGAGUCUGCUUUUGCAGAACUUGGGAUUCCGGAUUGGGAAGCCUUAGAGAAGAAGGUUGUCCGCCGGCUGGACAUGACUCUCCUGCCAACGCUCUGGCUCCUUUAUGUCUUCAACUAUCUUGAUAGAGCCUCUAUCGGACAAGCUCGCCUGAGUACUCUUGAUCAGGAUCUUGGACUCGAGGGAUCGCAGUUUGGGUCUGCCGUCUCUAUUCUCAGUGCUGGCUAUGUUCUCGGUCAGGUCCCCUCGAAUAUGAUCAUCGGAAAGAUCCGACCUAGUCUAUAUCUUCCUGGUAUGGCCAUUCUUUGGUCUGGUGUUUCUGCGGCAAUUGCAGGCGUCAAGACUUAUGAGGGCCUGCUGGCUGUCCGUUUCUUCCUUGGAUUGGUAGAAGCACCACUCUUCCCUGGUGCUAUAUACGUCAUGUCGAGUUGGUACACCCGCCGAGAGAUUGCCGUACGAAUUGCGAUCAUGUCGACUGGUGUCUCAUUAGCCAACGGACUGUCAGGUCUGAUCGCUGCAGCUGUCUUCAGUACACUUGAGGGGGCACGUGGUGUCGCCGGUUGGCAAUGGCUCUUUAUUGUGCUGGCUCUGUUUGGAUCAGCCUUUGCCCUUGUUGCUGUAUUUCUCCUUCCUGAUUACCCUCAGUCUAGCAGCGGAAGCGCUAUGUGGACUAUGACGGAGGAUAUGCGCAAGGUUGCACAAGUCAGGAUCAUUGCCGACCGAGUUUCUGAAGUCGAAAUCAAGUCAACCAUUUGGACAGGAGUCAAACUUACAAUCAUCGACUACAAAUUUUGGCUCCUUACUGGUAUCAACAUCUCUAUCUCAGCUGCUUACGGCUUCUCCAACUUCUAUCCAGCUAUUGUCCGCGGACUAGGCUAUGACAGGGUUACAGCUCUUCUCCUCACGUUUCCGCCGUACUUUGUCGCUGCACUCACAUCAAUUGCCGUUGCCUGGAACUCUGACCGCGUGGGAGAACGUGGCUGGCACUUUGCGACUCCUAUCGCCGUUGGUCUCGCUGGAUAUAUCAUUUGCAUUGUCACGACGGCGACUGUUCCUCGAUACUCAGCUUCAUACCUGUUUAUCGGAGGUCUAUUCGGUGCCAACCCUCUGAUUCAGACGUGGUUGUCCACCACUCUGGCUCGCACUCCGGAAAAGAAGGCUGUCUCCGUGGCGCUCUGCAACGUUCUGAGCCAGAUCGGUAAUGUUAUUGCGCCCUUCUUCUUUAUUGAUUCUGAUGAGCCACGAUACCGGCUGGCAUUUAUCCUGAUGCUUCUUAUGGGAAGCUUGUGCAUUUCUUCUGCUAUGGCCCUUAAAUACUGUCUCUGGCGGGAGAAUAAGCGGCUGUAUCGCGAGGCACAGGAGAAUGGAACUCCUUAUGUGCCAUACCUCCAAUAA
This is a messenger RNA of Fusarium coffeatum, 1554 nucleotides long. RefSeq lists its product as uncharacterized. The transcript is spliced from 4 exons. Gene Ontology annotation, molecular function: transmembrane transporter activity. The coding region runs from base 1 to 1554 and encodes 517 amino acids. NCBI's taxonomy places the organism in Eukaryota, Fungi, Ascomycota, Sordariomycetes, Hypocreales, Nectriaceae. The record is from RefSeq and is a predicted model, not a curated record. Gene Ontology annotation, biological process: transmembrane transport. Gene Ontology annotation, cellular component: membrane.